Molecule: messenger RNA, 402 nt
Organism: Microthlaspi erraticum
Lineage: Eukaryota; Viridiplantae; Streptophyta; Magnoliopsida; Brassicales; Brassicaceae
Source: the annotation of a GenBank genome assembly
AUGGCAGGUCGUGGAAAAACUCUUGGAUCCGGCGUCGCUAAGAAGUCGACUUCGAGGAGCAGCAAAGCCGGUCUCCAGUUCCCCGUCGGUCGUAUCGCCAGAUUUCUGAAGAACGGCAAAUACGCCACCCGCGUUGGUGCCGGAGCUCCGGUCUACUUAGCCGCCGUCCUCGAAUACCUCGCCGCCGAGGUUCUGGAAUUGGCCGGAAACGCAGCGAGAGACAACAAGAAGACCAGAAUCGUGCCACGUCACAUUCAAUUGGCGGUGAGAAACGACGAGGAACUGAGCAAGCUGCUCGGUGAUGUGACCAUUGCUAACGGUGGCGUCAUGCCCAACAUUCACAGCCUUCUUCUUCCUAAGAAGGCCGGUGCUGCCUCCAAGCCUUCCGCUGAUGACGAUUAG